AUUUUUCUCCCACACUUGUCUCAGACGGAGGUAAACAACGCGUCCCUGCGGUCUGUCCCGGGUCUCUCUGUAGAAUAGAUGGACACUAACAGCCAGACACGGAGGACGAAGACAGGAAGUCAGCGGUAAAGCGAAUAAUGUGACAAAAAAAGGGAAAAACAAACAAACAAAACAGGAUGUGCUCCACGGAAAACAACGCGGAGCUGCUGCGGUCAUCGUCCGACCCCGCUCUUCUCCUGGAGCUGAAGACCAGGCGGCCUCCGUCAUUGGUGGGCCGGGCGGGCUGUGAGACCUGGAGCGUGGACUUCUCUCCGGACGGAGCCUGGUUCGCGUGGUCGAUGGGACACGGCAUCGUGUGGGUUGUCGCCUGGCCUCUCGAUUCCGAAGACAGUCAGAGUGGAGAGAUUGACCGUGAAGACAAGAGCUUCAGUUGUGGUCACCCAGUGUGGGGCCUCGCUUUUGGACCAAGACCCCCAAAAUCCAAGUCAGUCACUGCUGCACAGCCACAUAAUGCAAAAACAAAAGGGAACCACAGCCUGCUCCUGGCCACAGGCUUAGAGAAUGGAGUAAUCAAAAUCUGGAAUGUCUUAUCAGGUUAUGCUGUAUUUGACCUCCAUGGCCACGAAGGAGUCGUCAGGGACCUGGUUUUCCCCCAGAAUGGGACACUCACCCUUGUGUCCUCCUCUCGAGACAAAACCUUGAGGGUUUGGGACCUUGCUCACAAAGGUAAAAAGGUGCAGGUGCUUUCUGGCCACAAAGACUGGAUCAGCUGCUGCUGUGUGUCGUCAGACUGCAGCAUGAUUGCGUCUGUUGGACGAUUUGACAGAAUGGUGUGUCUGUGGAGUCUACGGUCCUAUACGUUCAUCAGAAACCUGACUGGAGGGACACGGAAGACCGUAUACCUACUGUCUUCUUGUGACUUCUCCCCUGACGGCGCUUUGCUCGCCACAGCAGCGUUCAGCGGCUCCAGCUGGUGGAUCGACCUCUGGGACCCGUAUACAGCAGAGAAGCUGACCACUCUGGUCGACUACUUUGACAACCAUGGGCAAAACCAAAUCUCAGCAAUACAGUUCUCCCCCAACGGUUUGCACUUGGCGAUCGUGACUGACGGCAGAGCUCUGCGGAUCUGGACGCCAGGACAGAAAGGGAUGGUGAUGCAGACGAAAGCAGACCAAGACGCCAAUGGACUCUGCUGCAACUACCAUCCACAGGGUGGGGUGGUUGCCACAGGAACCAGAGAUGGUCAUGUCAGGUUCUGGAGGGCUCCCAGGACGGUGCCCAGCCUGUGCCACCUCUGCCGCUCCAUCCUGCGACACUCGGUCUCUACGUACCAACUGGAGCCGCUGCCCCUCCCCAAAAGGAUCAUGGAAUACCUCACAUACAGAAACAUCCCUGAAUGCCUCAAGACCUGCUGCUCCAACGGGGAAGAGGAGUGGGAAGAUUAAAUGAACAUUUAAAAAAAAAAAAAACUGGAAAUGACAUACCACUAAUAAUAUGCCUCUGUUUACUGUUUUUUUUUAUUUAGAGGCCGUUCACAUGCAGCAGCUAAAACACGUGGAAGAAGCUCGGGUGGUGUUUAACCAGAGGGCCACGCUGCUUUCAUACUUGGCUUGUCAUUCCAAAACUAAGUGUAUUCCCCCCUAGAUUGGUUCUAAUGGGCUUGUGUGAACCCAACAAUCGCAUGCAGCUCUGGCACAAAUCAACCAGGCUUAUAUGAUGUGUCUUCGGAAUGCAGAUUUUCCGGUGAUUAAAUCAUUAUAUGCUUAUAUCCAGAAGACGUCUUCUCCUUCAGAGGUGUCUGGAUGCAGCAUCUAUGCGUCUUCUUAUCAUCAUCAGAUAUAUGGCAUUGUUUUCUCUGUGCAGCCUAGUUGUAUAUCACCAUCCAGAGAACGGCAGUAAAUGCUAUUACCCACAAUCCCUGGCGGUAAUCCAUUUGCGAUACAGGACUCUGAGGGAUUCUCUCUCACACAAAAUUCCGACCAAUCACAAAACUGUUGAAGGAAUCAGACGUGUAUGUAACUAAUUAAUUGUAACACAUUAUUCCCUGAAUCUGAACAAAUUACAGAUAUGAAGGGACCCUAAGUAACCAACUUUAUUGUCAUUUAUUACUGAAAUUCAUUUUGCAGUGCAUAGGACAACAUACCCACGCAGCUCACUGGGUGACCACACUUGCUGCAGCCUCACUGGGUUAAUUAACACAUUAAAUAAAUACAAAUAAUAAUAAUUAAUCCUCUUCCUUCACCGUCUGAGCUUCAGGGGUUUGAUCUGGAUGAUUGAGGCUCAGGGAUUAUGAGUGAACAGACCUGUUCUUCCAUGUAUUGAAAGACUUAUUGAAAGCUCUUGCUGCACUCAUGUUGGAGUGAAAUAUCACAACACAUGCACCACUCUUGUUUUUGUGCACAUCUGACAUGCAUUUGCACAUCUUUUUAAAUAAAAUAAUGAUAAUAACUGUAUCUGCACUGUAUGUGAACGGCUUUCACGGCUCGGUUUUGCACACAGUGCAGCUCUUAAUGCUAAGUUAAAAUGCAACAUUCCUGCACUAAGGUUUUCAUUUAAAGCACUACUACUGUAAGACGAUGCAUUAACUAUGUUCAUAUGCUGACUUGAAUAUCAAUUUUAUACUAUUAAUUUAUUCUGUACGUAACAUGUAUUUCUAAAUCCUAUGUUUAUCUUUAAACAACACCCAUCCUGCUUCUGUACCUUCACAUAUUAAUGUAAAAAAACACAUCAAUUAUAGGAAAUUGUUUUAUUAAAAUUUAUGCAAACAUUUA
This is a messenger RNA of Solea solea (common sole), 2771 nucleotides long. RefSeq names its product WD repeat and SOCS box containing 2 (gene wsb2). The record is from RefSeq and is a predicted model, not a curated record. The transcript has 9 exons. Lineage: Eukaryota; Metazoa; Chordata; Actinopteri; Pleuronectiformes; Soleidae. Gene Ontology annotation, molecular function: protein binding. Gene Ontology annotation, biological process: intracellular signal transduction. The coding region runs from base 177 to 1445 and encodes 422 amino acids.